AUGGUUGGAACUGCCCGCCCCAACCUACAUUACUGCCCUCGCAGACACAGCCUGAUGAUCACCGGUGCCAUGGGAGCGGUGCGAGUCAACAGAUACAGCAUCGUUUCCACUGAUGAGGAUGCCCUAAAGAUCUCCAGCUUGGGCCUCCACAAUGGCCACAGCCCCCUAACUCAGCAGACACUGUCAGGGGCCUGCAUGCGAGGUGAGGAGGGAGAUGGAGGAGGAGAGUGUCCGGGAAGCGAUGUAGCACAGGGGACUCUGUCUCUGAGGAUGACAAAUGAGCCAGUUAUCCACAACAGCUGCCGCGCUUCACCUUCUUGUCGCUUGGACCUGGAACUGGGGACCGGCCGCCUGCGAAGUCGUUUUGUCAAGAAGAACGGCCAGUGCAAUGUUGUUUUCAAUAACAUGGAAGGUAAGCCGCGGCGAUACCUGGCGGAUAUUUUCACCACCUGUGUGGACAUACGCUGGCGCUACUUGCUGCUUAUCUUCACCACCACCUUCCUUCUUUCUUGGCUGUUGUUCGGUCUGAUCUUCUGGGGAGUAGCGCUCGCUCAUGGAGACUUUAGCUUGCGCCUCCCGGUGAAGGAUGGGGAAACUCAGAGUUCCGCAGAAGAAGGAAAUGAAGAAUGGCGGCCAUGUAUUCUCCACAUCCAGGGUUUCAUUGGGGCCUUCCUCUUUUCGAUAGAAACCCAGACCACCAUUGGAUAUGGUUUCCGGUGUGUGACUGAGGAGUGUCCAAUUGCUGUUUUGACUGUGGUGGUGCAGUCAAUUGUGGGAUGCAUUAUCGACUCCUUCAUGAUUGGCACCAUCAUGGCAAAGAUGGUGCGCCCCAAAAAGAGGGCACAGACCUUACUGUUUUCGCAUCAUGCUGUCAUCUCUAUGCGCGACGGGAAGCUAUGCCUCAUGUGGCGCCUGGGGAACAUGCGCAAGAGCCACAUCGUCGAGGCCCAUGUGCGUGCUCAGCUCAUAAAGCCGCACAUAACAGCUGAGGGCGAAUACCUCCCUUUGGAGCAAACAGACAUUGAUGUCGGCUAUGACGACGGCCUAGAUAGGCUGUUUCUGGUGUCACCGUUGGUGGUCGUACAUGAAAUCAACAAGAGCAGUCCUCUGUAUAACAUGAGUCGCAGUGACCUCCUGAAAGAGGACUUUGAGAUCGUGGUCAUCCUGGAGGGUAUGGUGGAGGCCACAGCCAUGACCACGCAGGCCCGUAGCUCAUAUUUGGCCAGAGAGAUUCUAUGGGGUCAUCGGUUUGAGCCUGUGGUGUUCGAGAAGGGUGACCGCUACCAUGUGGACUAUUCCCGCUUCCAUAAGACCUAUGAAGUGCCAUCCACGCCUCAGUGCAGUGCCAGGGAACUGAGCCAGGUGAAGGGUCGUUGUGGGCAUUCCUCAUCAUCAAGUUCAAGCUAUUCCAGGUCUCCAUCAUUGUUUGUCAAAAGGGCGACACGACACCUCCAGGGCUCUCACUCUCCCAGUGCUUUUUGCUACGAGAAUGAGGUUGCUCUGUGCUGCGGAGAUGAUGCCGAGGAUGAGAAUGUGAAAGAAGAGAUGGAGGGCCUGAACAUCAGAAGUGACAGGGAUGUAAAGAUAAGAGAUGAGCUUCAUUUGGAUUUCAAGGGAGCUUUUGUGAAGGAGCAGACGGUUGAGAUGUUGUGCGCUCUGGACACAGAAAAUCAGAUCAGCCUUGACAGACUACAACCCACUCUACCUUUAUACAUCAGCAGAGAGUCAGGAGUUUGA
This is a messenger RNA of Menidia menidia (Atlantic silverside), 1737 nucleotides long. The record is from the annotation of a GenBank genome assembly. Lineage: Eukaryota; Metazoa; Chordata; Actinopteri; Atheriniformes; Atherinopsidae.